Messenger RNA from Juglans microcarpa x Juglans regia, 1961 nucleotides. Its product is annotated as probable nucleoredoxin 1. Lineage: Eukaryota; Viridiplantae; Streptophyta; Magnoliopsida; Fagales; Juglandaceae. The transcript has 4 exons. The record is from RefSeq and is a predicted model, not a curated record. The coding region runs from base 135 to 1829 and encodes 564 amino acids. Gene Ontology annotation, molecular function: thioredoxin-disulfide reductase (NADPH) activity.
UUUAAAAAUUUAGACACCUAUAAUGCUUCUUCCUGGCCUAUAUAAUAGGGACUCAAUAGUCCUCCAAACGAAGUCCAAAGCUUCAAACCAGCAGAAAAGUAAAGCAAAUACCCACAGAUUGAGAGACGAAAGGCAUGGCUAACGUUGAAGUCGACUGCGAUUCUCAUGAUCUGAUUUCGCUUCUCUCCUUCGAGGAGAGGGAUUUUCUCGUCCGCAACAAUGGGGACCAGCUUAAGAUCAGUAUUUUGUCCGGAAAGACUGUGGGGUUGUAUUUCUCUGGCUCAUGGUGCGGUCCGUGUUGCCAUUUUACCCCAACGUUAGUGGAAGUUUACGAAGAGUUGUUGCCCAAAGGUGACUUUGAAGUAGUCUUCAUUUCUUCUGAUAGAAAUGAUGAAUCAUUCAACGGCUACUUCGCCAAAAUGCCUUGGCUUGCUGUUCCAUUCACUGACUCGGAGACCCGGAAACGCCUUAAGAGCUUAUUCAAAGUGAGGGGCAUCCCUCACCUUGUCAUCCUUGAUCCCAAUGGGAAGGUCUUGACGAAUGAUGGGUGCAGAAUCGUCAGGGAAUACGGAGUAGAUGGUUAUCCGUUUACUUCGGAAAAAAUUCAGUUUUUGAAAGAUGAAGAGGAGGCGGCUAAGAAGAAUCAGUCCUUGAGUUCUGUUUUGAUUUCUGGCUCCCGCGAUUAUUUGGAGUCAAAUGAUGGACAUAAGAUCGCUGUACCUGAGCUUGAAGGCAAAACAGUUGGCCUGUACUUUUCGAUACAAGCUCAUGGGGCUUGCCUUGAAUUUACCCCGAAACUUAUUGAGGUUUAUAAGAAACUCAAGGAGAGAGGUGAAAAUUUUGAGAUUGUGUUGAUACCUCUGGACUAUGAAGAUGAACACUUCAAAGAGGGGUUCAAAACAAUGCCAUGGUUGACGGUGCCCUUCAAGGACAAGACCUGCGAAAAGCUUACUCGUUACUUUGAGUUGGAAACCCUUCCCACAGUGGUUAUAAUUGGGCCAGAUGGGAAGACUGUACACCCAAAUGUGGCUGAGCUCAUUGAGGAACAUGGUAUUGAAGCCUAUCCUUUUACACCAGGUAAGGUUGCUGAGCUUGCUGAGAUUGAGAAGGCCAGAUCUGAAUCGCAGACACUGGAAUCAGUUUUGGUUCUGGGGGAAAGUGACUUUGUGAUUGACAAAAGUGGUUCCAAGGUCCCAGUGUCUGAACUAGUUGGGAAGAACAUUCUGCUGUAUUUCUCGGCUCACUGGUGCCCGCCAUGUCGUGCAUUCAUGCCUAAGCUGAUAGAAGUGUACCACGAGAUAAAAGCAAAGGACAAAGCCUUUGAAAUUAUAUUCAUCUCCAGCGACCGUGAUCAGUCCUCGUUUGAUGAGUUCUUUGGAGGCAUGCCCUGGUUAGCCCUUCCAUUUGGUGAUGAGAGGAAGAAGUUCCUGUCACGCAAAUUCAAAAUUCAGGGCAUUCCUGCUGCUGUUGUAAUUGGCCAAAGUGGCAGGCUGGUCACCAAGGAAGCACGGCAGCUCAUAACAGCUUAUGGUGCAGAGGCAUAUCCAUUCACUGAAGAACGUAUGAAGCAUUUUGAGGAAAUGGCGAAGGGGUGGCCUGAGAAACUGAAACAUGAACUGCAUCCAGAGCACGAACUUACAAAAACUCGUCGGAGCUCAUAUAGUUGCAAUGGCUGUGGGAAGAUGGGACAUGGGUUUUCUUUUUACUGUAAGCAGUGUGACUUUGAUCUCCAUCCCAAGUGCGCUUUGAAGAAGGAUGAAGGAACAAAGGAUGGGGAGAAAGCAAAGGAUGGAGUGAUUUGCGAUGGAGAAGUGUGCCGUAAAGCUUAAGAAGACAUCCGUAUUACAGAAUAUGUUUGUGGCUUAAAUAACAUAAUUGGGGUGCUUAUGUUUGAUGCAGGCUAUGUAAUUGUGUUGUCUUGUGUAAAAUAAUUGCAUGAUAGUUGUGUUGUGGAAGUGAAA